UCUGUCACCGGAAGUUCUUGUCCAUCCCGAGGAGGAGGAAACGUGUUUUUCGGAAGAGGUUCUGUUUAGUGCAAUGAAAGCUUCCUUCGUUUCUUUUAUUUAAACCCAAAGAUGGCGCCAUAUGUUUAGGAGAGCAAGAGUGAGUUGACAAAAAAUAAAGCGUGUGUACGUUCGGUACUGGGUAAGCUAACUUUUAAAACACGAUUUGAAAAAAUCAGAUGAUCAUACCGAACACAGAUAGUUCUGGAAAAAUAAUACAGAGGAUUUCUGACACAUCUGGAAAACUGCAGAUGCCAGCAAUGCCGGCUGGGACAGGCUGCGGAUCCCUGGUGCAGAGGUUCUAUGCUCUCCAGGCUGAGCGAGUGGAGGCCUACAGGCUUUUUGAAGAGGGCCACGAGGCGUACCUCCGGACGGCGCCGCACUAUGAUUUCCAGCGCUACCGGCAGCUGGUGCACGAGAUCACGCUGGCGUUCAGCGGCAUCUCCAAGGAGCUGAUUGAGAUGAAGGAGCGCCUGCACGAGGAGUGCGAGCGGCCAGACCUGUCGGAGCACAUCGAGAAGCUGCAGGAGAAGGAGAGGCACAAGCUGGAGCUGACUGCCAAGCUGCAGCUUGCGAAGCAGAAUGUCGUGGAUCAUCCGGAAGACGAGAGCGGGCCAGAGCUGGUGCAGGAACUCAGGCAGAAGAUAAUUAAAACAGUGGAAGCGAUCAGUGAAAUCCUCCAGGACUUCAAGUACGAUUCCGAGGAGCUGGCGUGACGUUCCGCGGAAGUGUUUGUGAGCGAGGCGAGAGAGGAUCGUCCUGGACUGACGUUGACAGAGAUCGAUGGGCUGCACUGUCUUCGCUUUUCUUCUUGUUUUUUGUAUCUAUUGAUUUUAUUCCUGCUCCAGUUUUCUCUGUGUGCACUUGACCUGUCUGCGGCACUAAAUGUCAGAUGCCUUUAUUAAAGCAGAGCUCUAGUGUUCUUGGUGAGAAUUAUGUAGUUGCUGAAGGACACCUAAGGUUUCCACGAUGAAGAAGCGAGAUGGACUGAUUUCCCUCCCACCCUCCCAGGUUAUACUGUUCAGAUGCAUAGGGUUGCAUUCUCAAAGCUACUUGCUUCAAAUUGUCAGGUUAGUUCAAUGAAAUCGUGUUUACUCCACAUUUUGUUUCAGAAAGGAGAAACGCACGCAGUAAGGUUACCAAACCAGAAACAACUAAGGUUUUUAACUUUGAAACUUGUAAGUGGUCUUUAAGUUGUUUGUUAAUCGUUUUGAGAACUGUAUUUAUUAUUAUUUUUUUUCAUAUGAAAUUAGCUCUAAUGAUGAAUUGUAGUAAACACCUUUGAGAAUCUAGCCCAGGAGUAGCCAAAGCUGUCCCUUCCAUUCCUGGUCGUUGUUCCAACCCAGUUUGAAACUGUUUACCAGUUCAAACUCCAGCCAGACCCUGCAGGAGUUCAUGAUCUCAUUGCAUCUGUCAAACCUGCAGUGGAAUGAGCCUCCAGGGCUGUGAUUGGACACAUCUGAUCUAGCUCAUACUGUGCUCAAACUGCUCAUCCAAAAAACAAACAAGAUGGGUUCUCUAUUGACACCAGACCAUGCACCUGGUUCUCGGUCACUCCAACAUCAAGCUACAUCUGCGUCUCAGAAACCACAAGGCACGUGAUUUGAUUUUAAUUUUUAUUUGUUUAUUGAUAACUGCACAAAAAUGCUUAGGUUUCCAUCAGCCUUAAGCUAUCCAGCACAGAAUAAAAAAAAAUCACAAAUCUCUUGA
Molecule: messenger RNA, 1749 nt
Organism: Acipenser ruthenus (sterlet)
Lineage: Eukaryota; Metazoa; Chordata; Actinopteri; Acipenseriformes; Acipenseridae
Product: required for excision 1-B domain-containing protein-like
Exons: 5
Coding region: 219-755 (178 amino acids)
Source: RefSeq, a predicted model, not a curated record